AUAACUUUGUUUGUUUUGGCAUGCUAAGGUUGAGGGAGUGAAGCACUCAGGACCAACCACAAUGGUUCUCUACUUCACUGGGGCUACAAACAUUCUUUACACCUUUGGGGGCCAUGCUGUGACAGUGGAGAUAAUGCAUGCAAUGUGGAAGCCACAGAAGUUCAAGCUAAUAUACUUGAUAGCAACACUCUAUGUGCUCACACUAACCCUACCAUCAGCAAGUGCCGUUUACUGGGCUUUUGGGGACUUAUUGCUUAACCAUUCCAAUGCUUUGUCUUUGCUCCCAAGGACUGGUUUCAGAGACACUGCUGUCAUCCUCAUGCUCAUUCAUCAGUUCAUAACAUUUGGAUUUGCAUGCACACCAUUGUAUUUUGUGUGGGAGAAGUUCAUAGGAAUGCAUGAGUGCAAGAGUAUGUGCAAGAGGGCUCUUGCUAGGCUUCCUGUGGUCAUCCCUAUUUGGUUCCUUGCUAUAAUCUUCCCUUUCUUUGGUCCUAUCAACUCCACUGUUGGAUCUCUUCUCGUCAGCUUCACUGUCUACAUCAUUCCUACUUUGGCUCACAUGAUCACCUUUGCUUCUCCUUCUGCUAGAGAGAAUGCAGUAGAGAGACCACCAUCAUUCCUAGGAGGUUGGGCAGGCUCAUACUGUGUGAACAUCUUUGUGGUUGUUUGGGUUUUGAUUGUAGGAUUUGGGUUUGGAGGAUGGGCAAGCAUGCUCAACUUCAUUCGUCAAAUUGACAAUUUUGGCCUCUUCACUAAGUGCUAUCAGUGCCCUCACAAGCCUUGACAAGUCUUCCUCCCUAUCUACCAUUACCAACAUCAAAUUCAAGAAUUUGUAAUACAUAUGGAAGUGUGUAAAGAGAUUGCCUUUUGUAACCUUUUUCUUUUUUUCCCUUGAAAGUUGUGUGUCAAUCUUCUUUUUUCCCUAUAUGAUUUUAAUUUCUAAUCAAGCAAGAGAAAUGUUUUCU
Messenger RNA from Camellia sinensis, 965 nucleotides. NCBI's taxonomy places the organism in Eukaryota, Viridiplantae, Streptophyta, Magnoliopsida, Ericales, Theaceae. The record is from RefSeq and is a predicted model, not a curated record.